This is a messenger RNA of Gallus gallus (chicken), 4895 nucleotides long. RefSeq names its product leucine-rich repeat-containing protein 32-like. Lineage: Eukaryota; Metazoa; Chordata; Aves; Galliformes; Phasianidae. The transcript is spliced from 2 exons. The coding region runs from base 39 to 2081 and encodes 680 amino acids. Gene Ontology annotation, molecular function: protein binding. The record is from RefSeq and is a predicted model, not a curated record.
AGAGCGGUGGAGCUACGAGCAGGGCUGGCGGUGCCACCAUGCAGAGUGUCCCUGGGGCAGGAUGCCUGCUGCUCUGCCUGCUGCCGGCCAUCCUCGGGGCCCAGGCUGGUGGGGAGGUAAAGCCCAGGCCUCCACCGUGCCAGCAGAACCUCACAAAGGUGUCCUGCAGGGCUGCUGGGCUGCACAGCUUUCCCGAGGAUCUUCCCCAAGGAGUGAAGCACCUCGAUCUGUCCCACAACCUCCUCCAGAACCUGUCAGAGGGCUGCCUGCCUGCACUGGGGCAGCUCGAGCACCUGGACCUGCGCUCCAACCUCCUGGAGGCCAUCUCAGGGCCGGCGCUGGCCCAGCUGCCCUGGCUACACUCAUUGCUGCUGGGCUCCAACCGCCUGCACCAAAACUACCGGGACAAUGCAGUGGCUUUCAGUGCACUGCGGAGUAUAGAGGUGCUGGACCUGUCGGCCAAUGGCUUGGAGAGCCACAUGGUGGGGGGGUUCCUGAGCGGCCUCACUGCACUGCGGGUGCUGCACCUGCCCAGAAACAGGCUGAGCCAGCUGCCAGUGGGCAUCUUCCAGGGCUCCCCACAGCUGACUGAGCUGGACCUCAGCAACAACUACAUCAUGGACAUCGAGGAGGGAGCGUUUGAGGCACUGCGAGAGCUGGCGGUGCUCAACCUGGCCCUGAACUCCCUUCACUGCCUCUCCAGCUUCAGUCUGCGGCAGCUGCAAGUCCUGAACCUGAGCCACAAUGCCCUGGAGCUGUUUGGCUGGGAGGAGGGACGGGGUCCCUACCUACUCCAGGUGCUCGACCUGAGCCACAACCGGCUGCUCUCCUUCCCGCAGCUCCCGGCCGCGCACCGCCUCGUGCACCUCAACCUCUCCCACAACUCCAUCACUUCGCUGGACCCCGGCUCACACCACCCGGCACAGUUUGUGCUGCGCUAUGAGGAGAUGGUGAGCUUCAGCACCUCGCUGAGCACCGCGGCCAGCCUGACCCGCUUGGCCGAGCUGGACCUCAGCUACAACUGCCUGCAGCUGCUUCCGCUGCUGUUCUUCCGUGCCAUGAGCUCUCUGUUCACUCUCAGCGUGGCCAUGAACUGCCUCCAGAACAUCACCAUGGAGCUGCUGAGCAGGGACGGGGAUCGGGACAGCAAUGGCACAGCUGUGUGGCAGGAGGACACAGUGCUUUCUGUGCGCUCCAUGGACCUCCAUGGCAAUGCCAUCCGUGCUCUGCCCCAUUGGUUCUUUGAUGCCCUGCCCCAACUGGAAGCCAUUGACCUGGGAUCCAACAGCCUUCAGCCCUGCGGGAGUGACAUGGGGGGGAAAUCAGGAGGGGGUUCUCCAGAGGCAGAACCCUGCACCGCCUUCCACAGCAUCCCCCACCUGCAGCACCUCAGCCUUCGCAGGAACAGCCUCACCCAGCUGCCGCCCCACACCUUCAGCCGGACCCCACUGCUCUCCUUGGACCUGUCUGAGAAUCGGGGCCUGGCUGUGCCGUGGGCAGCACUGGAGGGUCUGGAGCACUCCCUGCAGCAGCUCUGGCUGCGGGGGAACCACAUGGACAACAGCAGGGCUGAGAUCCCCUGCCUGGGUGAGCUCAGGGUAUUGGACCUCUCAGGCAACCGCCUAAGCCUUCUGCCUACGGGUUUGUUCUGCUCCCCGCUGCAAACCCUGGAUGUCAGCGGCAAUGAGCUGCCAGUGCUGCCCGAGCAGGCACUGAUGGGGUGGACCCGCAGCCUGCGGGCACUGUGCCUGGCAGAGAACCCCUUCCAAUGCUGCGAGCUGGGCUGGCUGGAUGCGCUGCAGGCAGCUGGUGUGCAACUGCCCGACCUGCACCGCGCACGCUGCAUCCACCACAGCAUCACAAACAGGACAGCACCGCUCAGCAGCCGCCUACCGUGGUUGUGCCCGCAGCCCUGGGCUGGCAGCUCAGUGCUGGUGCUGGCAGCUCUGCUGGGUGUCCUGCUGUGUGCAGGCUGCAGGGUGUGCCGGCUGCGGGGCCAAGGGGUGGGCAUUCUGCUGCCCCAGCCCCAAACAGAGAGAGUGGCCGAGGGGGGGGCAGCACACAGCGACACUAAAGUAUAGCCAGCAGAACCAACUGCAGCUCUGUGUUGUCAAUAAUACUAUGAAUAUGAUUAUAUUUCAGGCACCUCUCCCAACGUGCUGCGUGUUCUGCAGAUGUGAUGGCACACACCCAGUGCUGGGCAGGCACCGGGCAGAGCUGGGUCCCUGCAGCCCAUUCUUUGCGGGGAGGAAGGUGCCCCAUCCACCAGGCCAUGAGCAGCGUCAGGAGAGGUUCUGCCCUCUGCUCAUGGGGAGGGAAUUGUCCCUGCAGCCAGCAGUGUGGUGCCACCACCGUGAGCUCGGCAGCCCCGCUCCCAGCUGGCACCCAUAGGGUCAGCAAGGGAUGGACAGGGCAGCAGAUGGGUGCUGGCUAUGCCAUGGGGUUGAGAAAUCAAGGAGAGCCACCAGAGGAGGGCAAAGAGGGGCUGAGCUGUGGAAAUCAAUCCAGGGAAACGGUGCGUGGUCCUCUGUGUCUGUGUGUGAUUCAAAAAGCAGCGCUCCAGGCUGCGUCCCACGGCUGCUCUCAGGAGAGCCCCAUGGUUUUGGUGUUAGGAGCUUCCCGUGGGCUGAACAUGAGGUUGAGAGAUCUGAAGAACGUUGAUGCCAAACAACUGAGCUGAUUGUGUCAAAAUGGUGCCAUAUGUGCCCAGCUGUGAGACAGUGCACGCCCUGAUCCGAGAGGAGCGCUGUGCCUGAUGGACCCCAGCUGUUAUGGAUUUUCUAGGGAAUCAGUUGAGAAAUCCAGAAAAACAAACUCUUUCCAGUGGAAACCUUUCUCCUGUCACUGCAUCACUCCAUUUUCAAAGUAAAACAGAUUUUAUCAGAACUUCCCAACUGGCCACUCUGCUAACUCAUGUGGAAAUCACCUUGCCUGCAACUAACUCCAGUUAGUUAAGGCAUAGCUGAGCUCUCUCCCCUUUUCUCCACAGGAUCAAGAGCCUGGCUGGGAUCUGUGGGAUGCAGUGGGCAGAGCCCCCCUCAUGCUGCCCCUCUGAUGGGCACAGCUCAGCCCACACCUCCCCCUGCUCUGCUGUAGGAUAACACACACCUGGGGCUGCUGUGCUCCCGCUCUGUGUUGCACCCAACACACACGGCCAUGCACGGCCACGAUAGCAGAGCUGCUGCUGGAGCUGUCCCUCCUUUUGAGUUUUUGCUGGUGGUGAUCUUAAAGCCACCACCCCUGUAUUGCAGGCGGGUGGGAUUUACAUGUCCAGUAGCUGUGGUGUUCCCUCUGUGGCUUCGGGAUGGGACCAGGGCUGAUGGCAGUGCCUCUUCCCGUCCCAUCCCCAUCUGCACGUCCUCCAGGACCUCUGCCCAGUGCCCUCCCUCCUGCAGGAUGGCGCCACCACUGCUUCCCAUUAUCACUCCAUACCACCGCCUCCGCUGCGUGACUCAGUGCCACCCCCGCCAGCCACUCCUGCCUCAUUGGUGAGGUCGAGCGUGUCAUGCAUGACACUCUUUUCGUCUUUGCUGGGGCUCCGGCCAGACGGGGACCUGCACGCCCUCCGGCAGCCACAGAGCUGCUGGCAGUGAGCACAGAGGGAGGGCUGCUCCCAGGCAUCCCCUGCCUUGUUCUCAGGGGAAGCCGUGAGGAUGCGGACAGCUGUUCUGCAGCUGGGUGCCCCCACCCUGCCGCCUUCUAUCCUGGUGCCCUGGGGACAGGGAGUGCGGCAGAGCCCAGUCUGUGCUGGGACAAUUCUGUCACAGUCACCCCGUGGCAAUGUCCCCACGUGCUCUGUUCCCUUUGAGCCUGCACCCAUAGCAGAUGCACACCCAUGGUCUCCAUUCCCAGCUGUAAGGUGCUGCUGAACCAGGCAGAGCUGAGCGAGCACCGCAGGAAGUGGGGACAGACCAUCACUGUGUGUCAAUGUCCCCACACAUCAGCUGAUGGGCACCUCGGGAAGGUCACUGCCUCCCGCAGCCGUGCAAGCAUCCAUUCUGUGCUGAGGUCACCAACACCUCGGAAAGAGGAAGGAGGUGGUUUGGCUGAGGUCAAUGGUCACCACCGCCAUGGGGGCACAUCCGGUACCACCCACACCCCAAGACAUGACAGAGGUGGCCAUGGGGGCUGGGGUGGAGGUCACACAUCACAGGUGUCCCCCCUCUGCUCUCAUACCAUGCCUGUCCCCAACUGUACAUCACUGCACUUUCUCCCAGGCAGAGCAGGGGAUGCCUUUCCCAGGCUGAGAAUCCCCUUCCUCACAUCCUCCUGCCUCAAGGCAGCCCCACAUGGAAGUGGAAGAGGUAUUUUUAGCACUUGUCCUGUGCUCACUUCAUGGAUGAGGCUAGAAAGAGGAAGUGACAUCAAAUGAAGCGCGGCUUUGGCUUUAAAAGGAAUCCUUUCUUUCCUACUACUCAGUCAUUGCAAAACUUCUGUGAAGAGGGGUUAGUAGAAAUCACCUGGUGAGAGGCGGUGAGUGGGAGGCAGGAGGCUGAUGUCAGACUUGGAUGCUCAGGGCCCCAACCGAUGCCAUCCCACUGCCACCUGUCACCCCUCCACAUCCCAGACCAGGGCGCCAUCCACACCCUGAGGAGUUUUCCUGGCAGUAACACAGGCAAUGGGGGCACAAAGCACGGUGCUGAGGGUGGGACCUGAUGGCCCCAAGGAGGGAGAAGGCAGAGACCCGGAGGGGAGGGGGUGGCCCGGACAGCAAAGCCACUGGCCAGAAGGUGGCAAUGUGCUGCUCCCUCCGGCUGGGGCUGCCACUGAGCGCCCCGUGAGGGUCGCCCUUUGCCCACCUCUGCGUACCACUUAGCAGAGACUGGGGCACUGCUGCCCUUCCUGCCCCUCCUGCCCAAACCCCAUCGCAGCACCAGCUGUGCUGAUAGGUGUUU